AUGCCCUUCUGGAACCUCUCCCUGUUCGUUGGCUCAUCGAGCCGAGGUUCUCCGGAAACCGAUCCAUAUAUAAGUGUAAGUACUGCCAUUUUAUACUCAUGUUGCACUCCUGGUUUCUGGAUAACCUUCGUCCUUUUGAUAUCAGCUUGCAUGUUAUCCAGUCAACUCUCAAACUUGGAGACCAUGUUCCACAACAUCGUUGACGAGAACAACCAACAUCAUCAGCUGCUCUACCAGCAACGUAGGAACUUCAACGGAGACGGUGGGGACGAAGGCGUGGAGGAGGGAGAGGCGGAUGGCUUGGCCGUUGAUGACAACUGUAAACAAAGAGAAAGUAGCAUGGCAGUCAUCAGGGAGCUGUCGACGAUGCACUACCACCUACUGACCCAGGUUGUUGUAACAUUCAGUGCUCUGUUCAUGUUUAUCGUGCUCGUGCAACUUUUUAUUUUCAUCAGACGUUUCAUCGAGAUUCAUUCAAUUUCAGAUCAACAAGAUAUUAAAAGUCCUGCAAAUCACUACAACAUCUAA
Molecule: messenger RNA, 528 nt
Organism: Helobdella robusta
Lineage: Eukaryota; Metazoa; Annelida; Clitellata; Rhynchobdellida; Glossiphoniidae
Exons: 3
Coding region: 1-528 (175 amino acids)
Source: RefSeq, a predicted model, not a curated record